AUGAAGCAUGGAAAUUAAAAGAAAAUGAACUUAGUCAAUGAAAAUAAGAAGCAUAAUUAAGAUAAUCAGAAGAAUAUAUUAAUAGAUGUUGAAGAAUUUAUGAUAGAGCUUGAUUUUCUUGAUUAAAAGUAAGAAAGGUAAGCAAAAUAAUAGAAAGGUUCAAUUAAUAAAAUAUAUAACAAAAUUGAGAAUGUUGUUUAAGAAAAAAACAAACAUAAAAAUUUAGUUUUUGAUUCUGAUAGAUAAGGGAACAGGUAAAAAUUGCAUAAUCCUUAAAGUUCAGAUAAAGAUUAAAAUAAACAAUAUGAAGAAGAAAUGAUUUAGGAGGAAUAGAAGUAAGAAAAAGAGAAAUAAUAUAAGACUGAUUAUAUGAUUGAAAACAGAAAAAAAGAUUGUUAAGAUUUAUCAAAUAUUUAAAAGACAUCUAAAGUUUUAAUUAUAUAGGAUGAUUUAGAAGAAAAUAAAACAGAAAAAUUAAAUUUAGUUUUUCAAACUUAAAAAAAUGGAAAUGAAUGCUAUAAACAAGUGUUAAAUGAACAAAAAUUAACAUCAAAUAAUAAAAUGGAAUAGAUAAAAGAAGCAAAAUAAUAAAAUUUUGCAGAAGAAUAGUCAGGUUAAAAUUUGACCUGUUAAUUUUAAUCAAAAUAGAAUUAGCUGAUGAAAAUAAAGUAAAAAAAUCCUUAAAAAUUUGUGAUUUAAUCGAAUGGCAAUUCAAAAAAGCACAAAAAAUUGGCAACUAUGAUAGUAGAUGCUUAUAUGUAAACAGAUGAUACAAGUGAUAUACAUGGAUAAGAAAUUCUAAACUUAAUUAUAUCAGAAUAAAAUAUGGUGUAUUAGUUAAACCAGCUGCAUGAUAAAAUAUUAAGGUUGUUAAAUAAUUAGAUUUGA
Molecule: messenger RNA, 888 nt
Organism: Paramecium sonneborni
Lineage: Eukaryota; Ciliophora; Oligohymenophorea; Peniculida; Parameciidae
Source: the annotation of a GenBank genome assembly